Molecule: messenger RNA, 426 nt
Organism: Cooperia oncophora
Lineage: Eukaryota; Metazoa; Nematoda; Chromadorea; Rhabditida; Trichostrongylidae
Source: the annotation of a GenBank genome assembly
UGUCCCGUUUUUAUUACCUGUAACAUUUCUGUUGUUCAGGAAUGGAACGACGAGUUGUUGCGGUGGAACCCGGACGACUUUGGUGGCAUUCAAUCACUGCGAAUUCCUUGCGACUUGAUCUGGUUACCUGACAUAGUCCUCUAUAACAAUGCUGACGACUACACUGCUGGUUACAUGCGUUCGAGAGCUAUGGUGCUCUAUACAGGUACUGUAUUCUGGCCACCACCUACGCAAUUGCGCAGUACAUGCAAAGUUGAUGUGUCGCUGUUUCCAUUCGAUGAGCAGCGAUGUUCGUUAAAAUUCGGUUCGUGGACCUACCACGGGUUUCAAGUCGACAUCACCAAUCGAAGUGAUAACAUCGACUUGACUAAUUAUGUUCCUUCUGGAGAAUUCGACCUCGUCAAGGUAUGCUUAGAUGAACGUUAG